CGCGACUCCGUACCUCGACGACUACGCGACCGCAGGCCUCGCCAUCAUGUCUGCCGGCGAGCACAGCUUCAUGGCCAACGCGGCGCCUGCUGCACCGCCAGCUCUGGCCGCGCAGCCGGGCAACGAAUCUCCGCCAGCCGGCGCGCAAUCGGUGCCGCCGGGCCAUCCCUCGUUCAGACGGCAGCGCGCGAGCAGAGCCUGCGAAACCUGCCACGCCCGAAAAGUGCGCUGCGACGCGGCAUCGCUGGGAGUGCCCUGCACAAACUGCACCGCCUUCUCCAUCGAGUGCCGCAUCCCCGCGCCCAAGCGGAAGAAGACGCAGACGGCCCGGACAAAGGAUGUCGACAGCGACCGGGGCGAGAGCGACGACCGCUCCCCGGCGAGCGCCUCGAUUGAGCCGCGCGAGCAGUCGGCCUUCUUCCAGAGCUCCGAGGACGGCACGCCCUCGACGCAGGUCUCCAGCGCCUACCUGGCCCAGCAGACGGCCCACAACGGCACCUAUGUGCACUUCAUGAAGCCCAAGUUUGCCCGCGCCCCGAUCAAGGAAGCCGGCCGCGUCGCCUACCUCGGCGAGUCGUCCAACCUGUCGCUGCUCGUCCACGACCGCUACGGAACCACCGACGUCGUCCACUACCCGCUGCCCGAGAACGUGCGCGGCGCCAAAGCCCGCGUCAACGAGAUGGACAACAUGGAGGUCGAGAUCCUGCACCAGCGGGGCGCGUUCCUGCUCCCACCCAGGGCCCUGUGCGACGAGUUGGUCGAGGCCUUUUUCAAGUGGGUGGCUCCCGUCGUGCCCGUCAUCAACCGCACCCGCUUCAUGCGCCACUACCGGGACCCAAAGAGCCCCCCGUCGCUGCUCCUUCUCCAGGCGGUGCUCCUCGCAGGCUCGCGCGUUUGCAACAAUGCCCAACUCAUGGACGCCAACGGAUCGACCACGCCCGCCGCCAUGACGUUCUACAAGCGCGCCAAAGCACUGUAUGAUGCAAACUUCGAAGACGAUCGGGUGACGAUUGUCCAAGCGCUCAUCCUGAUGGGGUGGUACUGGGAGGGACCAGAAGACGUCACCAAGAAUGUCUUCUACUGGACAAGAGUGGCCAUUGUGGUGGCCCAGGGCUCAGGCAUGCAUAGGAGCGUCGAGGGUUCACAGUUAAGUCGCUCAGACAAGCGCUUGUGGAAAAGAAUCUGGUGGACACUAUACAGCCGAGACCGUUCAGUAGCCGUCGCGCUCGGCAGACCGGUUGCCAUUGACCCAGAAGACUCCGACGUUGAGAUGGUUUGCGAGGACGACUUCAUCGACGACGAGUCCGACCGCCCUCUAGAGCACCCGCCCGACCCAGUGCAUGUCCAGUUCUUCAUCAACUACGUCAAGUUGAGCGAGAUCAUGGGGCUAGUAUUAUCCCAGCAAUACUCAGUAGCUUCAAAGCACCGCAGGGCAAAUGCCAUAGACCUCACUCACAGUGAUAUGGCUCUUGCCGAUUGGCUGCAACAUUGCCCACCCGAGGUUCAAUGGGAUAGAACCCGCCAUCACUUCUGGGCGGCUCUGCUGCACGCCAACUACUAUACCACUUUGUGCCUCCUUCAUCGAGCACACAUGCCACCGGCAGGUUCGCCCAAAGCCACCAAUCUAGACGCUUUUGGGGGAGAAGAACACGCAUAUCCGUCGCGAAACAUCGCAUACCAGGCCGCCGCCAUGAUCACAUCCAUCAUCGAGAAUCUACGAGCUCAUGACGAAAUUCGAUACACGCCCGCGUUUAUUGUAUAUAGUCUAUUCUCUGCCCUCAUCAUGCACGUCUAUCAGAUGAAGUCUUCGAACAAGUCGAUUGUUUCAGCAACGGAGCAGCGACUGCAGAUAUGCUUGGACGCGCUGAAGGAGGUUUCCAAGGUGUGGCUCGUUGCGAAGAUGGUACAUACGCUCUUCGAAUCCAUCCUCGGCAAUAAACAUCUCGAGGAACGCCUUCAGAAAGCUGCCGGCAGGAACCACAAGAAAAACAAACACACUGCUGCUCCGCCGCCGCCUGCGCCCAAGCCCGCACAAGAAGCUCCCAAACGGAAAUUCGACGACAUGGAUCUGGGCUUCCCUGCCACCAACGGCCACCCGGCGCAUCAAGUCUCGUACGAGCGAUCUAGACCACAAACCCCCGCAGUCACACCAUCUCGCGAAUUGCCGCCUCCACAGCAGCAGAUACCUCACAUGACAACUGGAUCACCGCAGAUGAGCCGCCAGAACCACGAUGCUUUUAUGGGACCUUCACGGUCUGGUACUCGCCCAACCACACCUUUUAAUCCUUCGUAUUCCUACCCUGGAACACCUCCUGAUUUGUUCCUCGUCACCCGUGAUACACCCAAUAUCAGUCAAGAAGUAUGGCAAAACUUCCAACCAGACCAGUUAUUCCCUGCAGAUACACACAUCAACUUUCCUCAGGUAUCUCCACAACAGCAUAACCUUGUAGAUCCUGCCUUGAGUCAACCACAGAGUGUACCGGUACACCAACAGGCUUCUGGCGACAUGCAACCUCAGCAGCAAAUGCCCGGAAGCCAACAACCGAUGCAGAACCAGCAACCGGGGAUGGGCAUGCCUGGGUUCGAACAUAACAAUCCGCAGGCCUGGCAACAGCAGAUGGAGAUGAUGGCGCACAACCAACAACAGCAUAGUGCUCAAGACGAUACGUGGAGUAACAGUUCGAAAGGACAGCGUAACCCGAUUGUACCUAUGAGUUUGAACGUGGAUGACUGGCAAGUUGAUACGCUGAGACCUUCAGUGUUCAAUUUCUUCGGUAUCAAUGGCGAAGCCGACAUGUCGCAUCUCUUUCACCAAGGGCCUUCGUAAUGUUCUCAGGUGUUGUAUUGUCAAAGUCCAUCCUUACAUAGGUCUUGUUGCAUCACUCGAUUCCCAAAAAAUAAUUGUAAUCAUUUAGCGCGGUUUGGUAGGACGGUUGCAUGGCAUGAAAAUUCUUAUUGCCCUUGGUGUUGGAUUCUUGUGGAAUACGCGUUUGGAUCGCGACGUUAGAAAGGUGUUACGAUGUCAAUUGGCUGGUUUCCAAAAACGUCUUCGACUGUCUGUUGUUUUAGUUCAGCGAAAAAAGCAUUUCUUGACUUUUACUCUUUUCAGUCCGUCAUCAUGUUCUGUGUAUUAUAACCAAUGAUCGACGUUUAGCC
Molecule: messenger RNA, 3156 nt
Organism: Dothidotthia symphoricarpi CBS 119687
Lineage: Eukaryota; Fungi; Ascomycota; Dothideomycetes; Pleosporales; Dothidotthiaceae
Exons: 8
Coding region: 47-2827 (926 amino acids)
Biological process (GO): regulation of DNA-templated transcription; DNA-templated transcription
Molecular function (GO): zinc ion binding; DNA binding; DNA-binding transcription factor activity, RNA polymerase II-specific
Source: RefSeq, a predicted model, not a curated record